CUUUUCUUCUUGUUUCGUUUCUAUUUUACAGACUUUAUACCAUAAACGAUGGUCAAUAUCCAAACCGUUGCCACACAGCCUUUUGAAGGCCAAAAGCCUGGUACUUCAGGUCUCAGAAAGCGUGUCAAGAUUUUCCAACAAAAGAACUACACCGAGAACUUUAUUCAAUCUAUUUUGGAAGCUAUCCCUGAAGCCGAUGGUGGUGCUAAAGGCGCUACCCUCGUCAUCGGUGGUGACGGUCGUUACUACUCUGAUGAGGUUCUUCAAGUCAUUGUCAAGUGUAGUGUUGCUCAAGGUGUUUCCAAAUUAAUUGUUGGACGUAAUGGUAUUGUUUCCACACCUGCUGCUUCCAAUAUUAUUCGUAAACGUAAGGCAACGGGUGGUAUUCUCUUGACCGCCUCUCAUAACCCCGGUGGACCUGAUAACGACUUUGGUAUCAAGUACAACUGCUCUAACGGUGGUCCAGCUCCUGAAUCCGUCACCAACAAGAUUUAUGAAGUUUCCAAGACCAUCAAGGAACUCAAGUUGGCUGAUGUCCCCAAAGUUGAUUUCUCCAAGAUUGGUACUCAACAAGUGGGUGAUAUGACGAUUGAAAUUAUUGACGGUGUCGCUGAUUACGUUGACCUUAUGAAGGAAAUUUUUGACUUUGAUGCUAUCAAGUCUUUCUUUGCCAAGAACAAGGAUUUCAAAAUGCUGUUCGAUGGUAUGAAUGGUGUCACUGGUCCUUACGGCUACCGUCUUUUCGUUGAAGAAUUCGGCCUUCCUGAAUCCAGCGUCAUGCGCUGCACUCCCCAACCUGACUUUGGUGGCGGACAUCCUGAUCCCAACUUGACUUAUGCUCACGAUUUGGUUGAAGCUGUCAACAGCCAAGGUAUCGAUUUCGGUGCUGCCUCGGAUGGUGACGGUGACCGUAAUAUGAUCAUCGGUAAGAACGCUUUUGUCACACCUUCUGAUAGUGUCGCUAUUAUUGCCCACUACGCUAAGGAUGCCAUUCCCUACUUCAAGAAGCAUGGUGUCAAUGGUUUGGCUCGUUCUAUGCCUACUUCUCAAGCUGUCGAUCUCGUCGCUAAGAAAUUGGGUCUUGAGCAUUUCGAAGUUCCUACUGGUUGGAAGUUCUUUGGUAAUUUGAUGGAUGCUGGUCGUUGCUCUAUCUGUGGUGAAGAAUCCUUUGGUACAGGUUCUGAUCACAUUCGUGAGAAGGACGGUCUUUGGGCUGUUUUGGCCUGGUUGAGUAUUCUUGCUCACGUUAAUAAAGACAAGACAAUGGGUGUCCAAGAUAUCCUUCAAGAGCAUUACAAGAUUUAUGGUCGCAAUUUCUUCUCCCGAUAUGAUUACGAAGAGGUGGACGGUCAACGUGCUGAUGACAUGGUAAAGAGACUCAGUCAUCAAAUUGAAAAGAAUGAAUUGGCUGGCAAGAAGAUUGGUGACUUUACCAUUGAUAAGGCCGAUGAUUUCGAAUAUUUGGAUCCCAUUGACGGUAGCGUUUCCAAGCACCAAGGUAUCCGUAUCAUCUUCACGGACGGAUCUCGUAUCAUCAUCCGUUUAUCUGGUACCGGUUCUCAAGGUGCCACUGUUCGUCUUUAUGUAGAGAAAUACUCUAAUGAUGCUGCUGAAUACCCCAAGGACGCUCAGGUUGGCUUAAAGCCUUUGAUCGAUGUUGCUUUGGAAUUGUCCGAACUCGAAAAGUUCACCGGUCGCAAGGAACCUACUGUCAUUACCUAAAUCUCGCUCACCUGCAUGCUCAUCAUUUUAAAAGAAAAAAAAAUUCCCUUUCCUAUAGUGCUAUCUCCAUUGUAAUAUAACAUAUUCCCUGCAUAACCAACGGUUUCAUUCCUCCUAAAAUUUUGCCGUAUUUAAUCUUCUCUUCUUGGGAAAAAAGUGUCUGAUCUUCUAACUUCCAAAUGGGUAGGAAUGAAUUAAAAAAACAAUAUAAUAAAUGCUUGUUUUUGUUAAAAGUA
This is a messenger RNA of Mycotypha africana, 1958 nucleotides long. RefSeq lists its product as uncharacterized. The record is from RefSeq and is a predicted model, not a curated record. Gene Ontology annotation, molecular function: magnesium ion binding; phosphoglucomutase activity. Bases 49 to 1722 code for a protein of 557 amino acids. NCBI's taxonomy places the organism in Eukaryota, Fungi, Mucoromycota, Mucoromycetes, Mucorales, Mycotyphaceae. The transcript has 3 exons. Gene Ontology annotation, cellular component: cytosol. Gene Ontology annotation, biological process: carbohydrate metabolic process.